Daucus carota subsp. sativus is the source of this 393-nucleotide messenger RNA. RefSeq lists its product as uncharacterized. NCBI's taxonomy places the organism in Eukaryota, Viridiplantae, Streptophyta, Magnoliopsida, Apiales, Apiaceae. Bases 1 to 393 code for a protein of 130 amino acids. The transcript is spliced from 2 exons. The record is from RefSeq and is a predicted model, not a curated record.
AUGAACGUCAUAUUAGCACAAGAAGAUGAUGGUGUGUUAAUACCUCAUAGAACUGUUCCGAAAGAACUCUUUGAGUAUACAGAUGAGGAAAAUGAGCAAAUGAAUCUAGAUGAUGCUCUUCAACUGAUUUUGGUUGAAUCUCUGGACCCUGUCAUGUGCAAUGUUGUUGUUAAUUGUACAAAUGCGAAGCAAACCUGGGAUACACUAGAAAUAAUAAACGAAGGCUCAGAAGAGGUUAGAGAUAACAAGAAAGAAAUACUGAUGGCUCAGUAUGAACAGUUUGGUUCCAAUCUUGGAGAAGGGAUUUCAGAAGUGGAAAGUAGAGAUCUAAAUGAGAUAUCUCUGAAAAAACUCUACGGAGUUCUAAAAACUUAUGAACUGGAACAAGUUUAG